AUGUUAUCAUUUCUCCAUUAUCACCUAGCAAUGACUCUGCUUAAGCCCAAUCACGUCUUCCUAAGAGCACCCUUCCUGUUCAUCUUUUACUUACUCAUGCUCCCAUCUCUGCACUGCAAAUAUGAUCCCAAAUACAAGCUGUGCAACCAACCUUUCAAAUGUGGUAACCUCACAAACAUAUCCUACCCUUUUUGGGGAGGACCCAAUCGUCCCCAAGAGUGUGGUCGCUUAGGCUUCGAGCUCACCCACUGCGAAGACGAAACUCAACUCCCUCGCAUAAAAAUCGAGGACCUAGAUUUCCAUGUCUCCAACAUCAACAGCCAAGAGCUUCUGCACACCAUGAACAUAGCUCGUUCCGACCUUUGGGAUAGUCCUUGUACUGAUUACCUCCACAACACCACUCUCGACUACGAUCGUUUCUCUUAUGUCCAAACUGUUCGUAACCUCACCUUGUACUACGACUGCCCCCCGGCACUCCAUCCAUCCAUCCCCAACAAUUUCACUUGCAAAAUAAACGGCACAUCCAAUGAUCUUGCAUACUACCUGGACGAUUCUCUUUCAAGGAUUAAUGUUCCGGAAAAACCUUCAUGUUUUAUCGAAAUCCGUGUCCCAAUGUUUUGGGAGGGUUUUGAUGUAAUGCCUGGGAAUGGAACGGCAAAAGUGGAAAGGGUUUUGAGACAAGGGUUUCAGGUCGAGUAUAGUGCGCAAUGGGAUCUCUGUAGGCUAUGCUCAAAUUCCAACGGCAGCUGUGUAUCCAACGCAACGGAUGAUUCGUUUCUCUGCCUUUGUCGGGAUGGAGUCUUCAAUCCUAAAUAUUGUCCAAUUGAUCAUGACUCCAAGUUUAACAUGAAGUGGAAGAUUAUAGUAGGUGUACUUUCUGUGGUAUUUACAAUCUUAUCAAUGUCUACUGUCUUCUAUCUUUGGUCAUCUCAUCGUGCUUCAGUGAAUGAGGAAUCAAAGAAUGAAGAUGUCGAGGCCUUCAUUCAAAAUAUUGGACCUCUUGCAGUAAAAAGAUACAAGUUUUCGGCUGUAAUAAAAAUCACCAACUCAUUUAAAGAUAAAUUGGGCCAAGGUGGUUAUGGUGAUGUUUAUAAAGGUCACCUACUUGAUGGUUUUCCUGUAGCAGUGAAGGUUCUUAAAGAAUCCAAAGGAUUUGAGGACUUUGUUAAUGAGGUUGCAAGCAUUAGUAGAACUUCCCAUGUUAAUGUUGUCACUCUUUUGGGGUAUUGCUUUGAAGGUAAGAAAAAGGCGCUCAUAUAUGAAUUCAUGCCCAAUGGAUCACUUGAGAAGUUCGUCUACAUAGACAGUAAUCAACUGACCACUCCACAUUUGGAAUUGGAAAAGCUCUUCCAAAUUGCUAUCGGCAUAGCUCGAGGGCUUGAGUACUUGCACCGUGGCUGCAACACACGAAUCUUGCACUUUGACAUUAAACCACAUAAUAUUCUUUUGGAUGAAAAUUUUUGCCCAAAGAUUUCUGACUUUGGUCUUUCCAAACUUUGUACAAGGAAGGAGAGUAUUAUAUCAAUGUUGGAUGCUAGAGGGACAAUAGGGUAUAUUGCUCCUGAAGUAUUCUCCAGAAACUUUGGAAGAGUGUCUGCCAAGUCAGAUGUCUAUAGUUAUGGGAUGAUGAUUCUGGAGAUGGUUGGUGGAAGAAAGAACAUUGAUGCUCGUGUGAGCCACACGAGUGAAAUUUAUUUUCCAGAUUGGGUUCAUGAGCAACUUGAGCAGGACAGCGAUUUGGGGUUGGUCAAUGCAGUGAGCGAUGAGGAAAAGGAAAUGGCAAGGAGGAUGGUCUUAGUGGGACUAUGGAGCAUACAGACAAGGCCAUCUGAUAGGCCAUCCAUGAGUAAAGUGAUUGAAAUGUUGGAAGGAAGCAUUGAAGCCUUGCAAAUACCACCAAAGCCUGUCCUAUAUUCUCCUGUAAGAUCAUUACCACCAGACUCUUCCACUUUAUCAACCUUAGGUUGACUCUUUUUGAACAUUAAUUGCUUCAUGUAUACGAAUUGAAAGUCACUACCUUGUUACUCUUAAGAGCAUUUGAGUACUAGUCUUUUCUCUGUAUAUUCUUUUCAGAGCUCUUAUGUUGGCUUGCACUUGUGUGGUUCAUAUGGGAAGUGAAGUAAUGUACUUGCAUAAUCACAAAUCAUCUACUGUACAAGGCCCUAUAGAACAUACAAGUGUCUGCUCUGAUAUUACUAAUUGAAAAU
Molecule: messenger RNA, 2207 nt
Organism: Argentina anserina (silverweed cinquefoil)
Lineage: Eukaryota; Viridiplantae; Streptophyta; Magnoliopsida; Rosales; Rosaceae
Product: LEAF RUST 10 DISEASE-RESISTANCE LOCUS RECEPTOR-LIKE PROTEIN KINASE-like 2.3
Exons: 3
Coding region: 1-1968 (655 amino acids)
Biological process (GO): protein phosphorylation
Molecular function (GO): polysaccharide binding; ATP binding; protein kinase activity
Source: RefSeq, a predicted model, not a curated record